Polychytrium aggregatum is the source of this 424-nucleotide messenger RNA. RefSeq lists its product as uncharacterized. The record is from RefSeq and is a predicted model, not a curated record. Bases 138 to 422 code for a protein of 94 amino acids. Lineage: Eukaryota; Fungi; Chytridiomycota; Chytridiomycetes; Polychytriales. The transcript has a single exon.
CGACCUGCCCAGCCUUUCGGCCGGCCUGGGCGAAGUGCUCGUCAGCAACCCGUCGUUCCCAGGCGUUGCUCAGCCGAUCCAGAGUGCAAACGCACCGAAUCUCUACGGCACCGCCUUUCCGGUCUUCAACGGCGACGAUGCUGCCUUUGUCGAGCCGCGCUAUGGCCUGGAUAUUUUGCAUCUUGCUGGGGCUGCUCCCGAACCCACGCCGAUGGCCAGUGGGCCGAUCCUGUCCAAUCUCUACGACUCACCGUCGCCACCAACGCCGCCACCGCACUCACAGGGCCUUCCGAUGCGAACCAAGCCGACCCAGUCCCCGCCCUAUGGGGUGCAGGGAGCCAUCCAGAAGACGGGCCCAAAGACCCAUCACCAGCGCCAUCAUCCGUACCGACGCCCCAAAGACGGCUCUGCCAGCGACCUGAGC